CACACACAGUAACACACACAGUAACACAGUGACAGGCCGGUCUCUGUUCUCUCUCAGGGAAAAAGUUGAACAAUAAACUGAGACUGAAAACAUGAGGCUCUGACAGCAUGAAGCUGAGAGCAGGAGGCCUGAACAGACUGAGGGCGAGAGACACCGACUGUCUGUAGACCAACAGGCGAGAGAGAGGUGGAUGUGUGAAAGUGGAGAAGGUGGAGGAAGAUGUUGAGACCCGGCAGGCUGCUGCUCUGGCAGGUGGCUCUCAGGUUAUCUUAUCAUGUUGUUACAGCCAGUCUGUGUCUGGGAGGGUCGGACAUCUUUGCAUCAGUCAGAGAGAACAGUCCGAUGGGUCAGUUUAUCUCUAACCUCAGUAUUACCGGAGAACCAGGAGCUAACACCAUCCGACUAUGUCUGACUGGGGACAACGCCCACUGGUUCUACUUAGAGGGUCGAACAAUCAGACUGAACACCUCCAUCUCCAGAGUCCUCGACCGAGAGGUUCAGGGAUCAGUGCUGAUAGCAGAGCUGACCUGUUAUGAGGAUGAUGUCAUACAGAGUCAAUACAGGAUUCUGGUGGAGAUUGUGAAUGAAAACGACAACAAACCGAACUUCCUGGAGGAGACGAUUCAGCCGUUCACCAUCAACGAGCUGACAGCAGUGAACUCUGUGGUUUUCACUGUGAAGGCAGUCGAUGCAGAUGGAGACAUGAUCCGUUACGUCAUCGAUCAAUCAUCGCGUGAUGCUUGGUACUUCAGGAUUGAUCUACCGAACAGCGGGAACGUAGUUCUGAACAAACCUCUGGACUACGAGACCAGAACUCACCUGCAGGUGGUCAUCUGGGCCCAGGAAGCGAACACUGUGGAGAAGUUCAAUACGUCUGCUGUUCUGACGGUGAACAUCGCGGAUGGAGACGACCAGUAUCCUCACUUCCUGCCCUGUAUACCUGUCUCUCCAGGUGUUCCUGUCUGCAUGAACCCCACCUACACCACCAACAUCACACAGAAACAGAAGGACGCGGUUCUGGAGUUUUCUCCUGGGCCAAUCAGAGCAGAGGAUGGAGACAGAGGAAUCAACACUCCUCUGAUCUACACCAUCCUGUCAGGUGAUAAGGGCAGGUUUGUGAUCAACAACAGGACAGGUGAGAUCAGGUUAACCAGAGCUGUGGACAGCCGACAACUGAAGGCAAACUUCACACUCAAUGUCAUGGUGCGUCAGGUGGAUGACCGGCUGAAGUACAGCGUGGUGUCAGUUCUGAUCAGAGUUCUCAGUGAGAACACAUUCCCUCCGGUCUUCAACAGAACCACCUUUAAAGGUUUCAUCAUCCAGAGUUCUAGUCCCGCCUCCAUCGUCUCCACCUAUGGGAACCAGGUGUUACAGGUCCAGGUGUCGGACCGCGACUUCUCUGAUGGUCUGAAUCCAAACAUCCAUUACUCCCUCCAUCCUCCAUCUGGACUGUACCAAGUCACCCAAGGGGGUGUUCUGAUCGCCAGGACGGACCAACUGCAUGCCUUUGACAGACACAUACUUCAGGUUGUGGCCAGAGAUGAAGAAUCAGGAGAAGAAGUUUCAGCUUCAGUGGAUAUUGAAGUCCUGCAGAAAGGACAACCAGUCCCUUGUGGUGAAUUCACUGAGCAGCAGUUGUUUGGGGAUGUGGACAGCAGACUGGCAGGAGGAAUCGCAGCAAUGAUCCUGCUAUUGUUUCUAUCAUCUGUUCUGUUUCUGCUGCUUCGAACUUUAAAGAGAAGACGACGACAAAGAAACGCUGACGAACACGCACCCGUCGCCCUCGGGAAACAUCCCAACGUGAGUUUCCUGUGGUUUCAGACGGUGAGCUCCAGUCGACAUGUCUUCUGUAUGGAGGAGUCUUCAUACAGCAACAGAGCUUUCAGCCAUGAGUCUUCUUCACACUCAGAGAGUUUUCAUGGCAGACAAGGAGUCUACACCAGGAAACACUCUCUGCUUCCUCCUCCUUCAUCAUCUUCAUCAAACAUCUUCAUCAGUGAUCCUGGAGGAAGAUCAAGACUUCACUCUGAACUGUUUCCUGUCGUAGAAAAACCAGAAGGGCGGUCUGAGGCGACAGAAACCAAUGAAACCCCCAGAUUAUCUAACGUUAGAGAGGGUCUACAUUCCACAGGUGUGUCCGCAGGAGUUCACAGUGAUGACAUCACAGCAGUGAACACAGUAACUCUUCAGAGAGACGACGAUAUGGAAACUGACCAAUCAGAGGAGAUGUUACAGGAGUCAGAGGACCCGUACAGGACGAUGGUCUCUGUGAUCUGUUUGUUUGCAGACGAGCCCAGCUCAGAGGACACUGACUGCAGCAGUAGCCAAUUACAGAACAGAAACACAUAAAUCUGACACCUCUCUGGAGCCAAUCACUGAACAGAAACACAUACAUGUGACACCUCUCUUCAUCUUUCUUUAUAUUUUCUACUCACUAUGUUUAGUGUUAUGCACCAAUAUACCAAGCAAAUUCCUAGUCAACAAACUUGAGUCUGAUAAACACCUGAGAGAGUUCAUUCGAUAUCAGACUUGUGAUUCACUGAACAGAGAAUCACUUUGUUACUGUUAAAGAAUCAAACCUUUAACUAUAAAUCAUGUUUACUUUUGUUGUGAUAUUUCAUGGAGAGAAAUUAGUCUCAAUACUGCUGACAAAUCUGUCAUGAUAAAAAUGAACACAAAUAAAAAUGUACAAAUGUGUUUGACGAAAAGGCAAAUUUCAGAAGUUGUAUAAAGAGGAAAAGUCCCUCCCCUCCUACAGAAACACUCGUCCACCAUGAACCAAAGCACUGUCUCUUACUUCCUGUCGUCUGUCUGCUGUCACAGUAAAGACAGAAGAAGAAAGGAGUUUCCACCACUCAGACAGAUCAGUGUUUCACCCUCUAAUAUCGACUAAUGAUGACAGAAAAGGUUCACACUCGAUGAAAAGUCUUCACAGAGGACAAAAUGCUUUUUGGAUUUCCAGCCUUUAUCAGUGUCAUAACUGCAGAUGCCUUUGAAAGAGUGAGCAACAGAGCUGAACACAUUUAAAGUAACAGCAACCAAUGAACAUCUAACACUUCAACAAGAAGGCAAGUGGAGACUAAUGUGAGUCUACAGACAACAAACCCAUCCAUGAACACAGGAAUAGGGUGCUGAGGGAGCUGCAGCCCCCCCUGCUGGCCACAGGGAAACACAUUGGAUCAUCAUUUUAACUUUUAAAUAAUCUGUUACAAAAUAAAUCAAUAACAGUUUAGUUUAUCUUUCAGUGGUUUGGAUGUAUUAUCAUUAUUAUUAUUAUUAUUUUUCUUUGUGGUUAAAGUGUGAUAAAAUAUGUAAAUUUGAAACUACAAUAAACAGUCUUUAUCAAA
Molecule: messenger RNA, 3347 nt
Organism: Siniperca chuatsi (mandarin fish)
Lineage: Eukaryota; Metazoa; Chordata; Actinopteri; Centrarchiformes; Sinipercidae
Gene: cdhr5-rs
Product: cadherin-related family member 5, related sequence
Exons: 16
Coding region: 220-2349 (709 amino acids)
Biological process (GO): homophilic cell-cell adhesion; calcium-dependent cell-cell adhesion; cell-cell junction assembly
Cellular component (GO): membrane; adherens junction; catenin complex
Molecular function (GO): cadherin binding; calcium ion binding
Source: RefSeq, a predicted model, not a curated record